Molecule: messenger RNA, 1230 nt
Organism: Emiliania huxleyi CCMP1516
Lineage: Eukaryota; Haptophyta; Isochrysidales; Noelaerhabdaceae
Exons: 4
Coding region: 1-1230 (409 amino acids)
Source: RefSeq, a predicted model, not a curated record
AUGGGUGCGCGGUCCGCCUCGCCCCGCGCUCGAACUCACGGGUACGCCGAUGUGCCGUUGCGACUGCUGCACUCGCUGCAUACGCUUCACCAGCCGCUCGAGCGGGAGGGCUCCAGCUGCGCCUCGCUGUUGCCUCAGUCGCCGACGCCGCGGGAAUCGCCGGUGCCGCUCGUGUCCCUGUAUGAGACCAGGCACAAGCAGUGCAGCCGCCCCACGACACCACGCCCGCUGACGGCCGACAGCUCGGCGUGGGACGUUGCCGGUCGCGCCCGAACACCGCCGACUCCGGACACCCCUCGUGCCGUCAACCGGCUACGGGCAGAGUGCGAACGGCUCGCACUCGACCUGAGAGAGAUCCGCGCCAGGCACGCGAGGGAGUCGAUGCGGAUGCAGCAGCUGAUGAAACGGAAGCUGGCGGAGAGUGAUGUGAACGUGCGCUGCCUCGCCCACGAGUUUGGGCGCAGCGAACGCGAGGCGACUCGCGAACGGUCCCACCACGAGCGCGUGCGCGACGCCGUCAACUCAGAGUUAAGAGUGGCAAAGGGGCAGCUGGCGCAGGCUGCGGAGGUGCAGCGCGAAGCUCUGUCCGAGAGCGAGGGCGAGUGCGCGGCGCAGAGGGCGACAAUAGCGGCCCAAAAGAGAGAGAUCCGCGCGCUGAGCCUAAAGCUCCAGAGGAGCGAGGCCAUGCGGGAGGCGCAAGCCGCGGCGCUGCAAGAGGCGGUGGCGUCGUCGGCCGGUUGGAGGGACGCGGAGAAGGAGUGGGCGGCGAGGCUGGCGACGGCAGAGACAGAAGCGGCGGCAAGGAUUGGGAUGCUAAAGGCGGAGCUCGGCGCCGCGUGCGAGCGCGAGGGCGCGCUGCAUGUCGCGUGCCGCACGCUCGCGGCGGACGUGCACGAGGCGCGGGAGAGCUCGUUGCGACUUUGGAGCGGCCAGGUGGAGGAGUUUUUUGCGCGCGGGGAGCAGCGUUUCCGGCGGCAGCUCGAGAAGAUGCGACGCACUUCCCUCGGCCGGCAGGAGAUGUCGCCACGCGACCACGCGAUGAUUGAUUGUCUCGCGGAGCGCAUGGAGAGGUACGGUUGGCACUCCGUCAGCAUCAACCCGGCUGAGCGCAUUGGGCGCUGGCCCUUCUGGCACCAGCGGGAGCCACGAGCGCGCACCGCCGCGCUCUCCCUCCCCCACCUCGCCGCCUGCCAAAUCGCCGCGGCCGUCUGCGCCUGCUUCCGGGUAUGA